UGCUCCUCCCUCCUCCUGUGGCUCCUCCCUCCUCCUGUGGCUCCUCCUGUUGCUCCUCCCUCCUGUUUUCCUCCCUCCUCCCGUCGCUCCUCCCUCCCUUCCCGCCUCAUCAUCAGCAGCAGCAGCAGGAGUGGAGUGAUCAUUAUCAGCAACCGCAAGCAAGCCGCGGGUUCCAUCGCGACUCGCACGGCUCGCUGUGUCGCAGCCUUGACCCCGCCAUCUCGCGAGGGCGGUGCAGGGAAGGAGGAGGCAGAGCGGGGAUAGAUAGCGAGCUGCGUGUGUGUGGUGGUGGUGGUGGUGGCGAAGUUUCCGUGGUGUUGUUGUGGUGGUGGUGGUGGAGUUUUGGUGGCGUUGUUGUGGUGGUGGUGAAGUUUCGUGGCGUUGUUGUGGUGGUGGUGGAGUUUUGGUGGCGUUGUGGUGGUGGUGGAGUUUUGGUGGCGUUGUUUGGUGGCUCUUCGUCGUGGGGUGGAAGAGAAGUGUGGUUUUGUUGGUGGUGGUGGGUUGUUUUAGGUUGUCGUGGUGUGUGUGGGGGUGGGAUAUUCACACGCGUGUGUGUUUUUGUUCACCGUGUGCGUGCGACAGGGUGUUUGUUGCGUGUCUGUAGGGUGUAGGUGAAGGCGUAUUCGCCAGGGUAACAACUCUGUGUGUGUGAUAGCUUGUUGGGGGUAUUGUUUUUAUAUUGUUUACGCAUGCCUGUAACGGUUACGUGUGGUAUCGGGACACAUUGGUUUUGUUGAACUCUUAAACCUCGAGAUUACAUCGGUUCGUGUGUGUGUGUGUGUUGGGGGGGCGUGCUAUUUGCUAUCACUUAUUCCAAAGCCUUGGACGUAUCGGCGCACGCGUGUGUGACAUUAACACUGAUGUGGUGAACAACAUUCACUGGGUGGUGUGAAGUUUCAGGUGUGCACGAUUUGUGUGGGUGUGCGUUUCACCAUACCGUGUGUGUGUGUGUGUGAACACAAUACUAUACACGGCAAGAGAGAUUGUGAGUGAGAGCUAAGAGAAAGAAGAGUGAGUGUGUGUGUGGGCGAAAGGACACCACACCCCAUACAACAAACACAAAGGGGUGAGCGAAGUUGUUGUUGGGGUUGUUGUUGGAACGAGCAAACUGCUUGCACACCUGCACACGAUGGGUGCCAAGCUACCUCCAUCACCACUCCUGCUGCUACUGCUGCAGCUGACAUCGACUGCCUGUGGGGUGGCCUACAGGGACGUGCCCGGUCAAGGACUGGCGUUUGUGGCGGUCGGGGCAUCCGGGCGGGGUGCGUCGCGCUUCGCCAGGGACGUGAGCCCCCUGCCCAACGCGGCGUCGGCAUCGCAGCCGUUGAGCACCGGAGUCAACGACGUGGACGACGACAACGACGACCCCUGGGGUGGCGAGAGUCAGGACGGCGCCGAUAACGGCACCGCUCACUUUGAGGACAACCACAGCUACUACACUUCGCGAACCUACCGGCUCGCCGACCCGCGCGGCCGCGAGCUCUGGGUCAACAUCGACAAGAUGCAGAACCAACACGUGCGCGUGCACGGCAUCCUCUCCAACACGCACCGGCAGGCCGCGCGGGUGAACCUGUCAUUCCCGUUCCUCUUCUACGGACACCACUUGGAGGAGGUGACCAUCGCAACUGGAGGGUUCAUCUACACGGGGGAGGUGAUCCACCGCAUGCUGACGGCCACCCAGUACAUCGCGCCGCUCAUGGCCAACUUUGACCCCAGCAUCUCCAAGGAGUCCACCGUGCGAUACUUCGACAACGGCACGGCACUCGUGGUGCAGUGGGACCGCGUGCACCUGCACGACAACCCCGGCGCUGGCAGCUUCACUUUCCAGGCCGCGCUGCACAGCGACGGCCGCAUCGUCUUCGCCUACAAGGACAUCCCAGUCCCAGUCACGAGGAUCAAGGGAGACAACCACCCGGUGAAGGUCGGCCUGUCGGACGCCUUCAUGGUGGUGGAGAGUCUCGGCGCACUGCCCAUUCUGCGGCGCCGGACGAUCUACGAGUACCACCGCGUGGAGCUCGAGGUGGUGAAGGUGACCAACCUGACCGUCAUCGAGAUGGCGCCACUCCCCACGUGCCUGCAGUACACCAGCUGCAAGGGCUGCCUGACCGCCCAGACCAGCUUCAACUGCAGCUGGUGUGGUCACCUCCAGAGGUGCUCCAGUGGGUUUGACCGCCACCGUCAGGACUGGAUUGACAACGGCUGUCUGCAGGAGUUACGCGAGGAACAGUGCGAGGAGGAGGAGGCGGCGGGGGGAGCAGCCGGGAACUCGAGCGACGUUUCGCCCUCGGGGCCAUCUGCGCGGCAGAGCACCCAGGCCAGCUCCACCGCGGUCUCCACCGCCAAAACGGCGACCACCAGCUUCGGUCCCAGAGAUGAAGGCAGCAUGUCUCUGCAUCUGAAGAAGUCUGCCAUGGAGAGCUACUCGCACUCCCCGUCGCUCUACGUGGGCUCCGUGCUGGGCUCGCUGCUCGCCGUGCUCAUCCUGACGGCGCUGUCGCUCAUCGUCCUCUACGUCUACCGGCACCCCACGUCGCCCGUCGGCCUCUUCAUCAUCGAGCACCGGCCCAGCCGCUGGCCGUCGAUGCGAUUCCGCCGCGGCUCGGGCCACCCGUCCUACGCCGAGGUGGAGUCUGUGAGCCUCGAGAAGGACUGCUUCGUCGAGUCGUAACGCACGCCCGCCACCCUACUAGGGAGGAGGGGGGCGGUGAGGGGGGGGGGGGCACGGUGGGAGGGUGGCGUGGCGGGACGGUGUCCGUGGAGGAGGAGGAGGAGGGGGUAAGGCAGCGUUUUAAAAAGCUUCCAGUCCUUGCGACCGGCCACGGUCCGUCAUUUCCACCUUUGCCCGUUCCCGCAGUUUAAAAAAAUAAAAUUGACAUUCAGUUGGUUCACGCCGCACGCGCCUGACGCUUGAGGGAACUCGUGCCCCUUGAUGUUAAAGAGCCGAUUCAAAUUCACACCGAGAUAUUUUGCGUGAGUGUGUGUGGCGCCCCUUGCCACGUAGAGGGUGCCGGUUCAUGUGAACAUCGCCAAACCUAAGUCGCAUGGGGACGUGUUGAACAAUCAUCUGGCGUGUGCGGCGCGUCACAAAUACAUUUCGAUUCGGGAUGGAGGAGAGGUGGGGAAAAGUCUGAAAGGCCCAUGGUGGUGGGACAAGGCGAGAGUGGGAAAGGCUGGGCGGGGGUUGAGGGGGGGGGAUAGGGGUGGUGGAGGGGGGGUUGGAGGGGGGGGAUGCGUCUGUGAUUAGCAUGCUCUGUCCACUGCUGGGUGGAUGUGAGCCCGGGAUUGAUGCAUGGCUGUCUUGGGUGAUCGCCCUGCUAAUGGAUUUAAUGGUUCCCGCCGGAUGGGGUAUCCUUUGCCGUGUCGCCGAGCGGUUCGGUCCGACGCGUCGGUCGCUCCCGCAGGAUGCACUGCGCGAGGCUUCGCACGCAGAGCCAGCGCGCCGUGUCUGUCGCUUUGCCUGCUGGGGGAGAGCAUGGGGGCGUGCUCGCUCUGCACGGGAAGCGAGGCGCGAGUUGGCACGGAACGACGCUACGUGUACGGCACACCGGCAAGCGUUCACCUGCACCCCGAGCGCAGAUGUGUGCACACGCACGGAGCAUAAAGUUGAGAGCACGCGCGCACGAACACGCAGCACACGUUUUUGCACAGGUUCACAAUCACAGUUUGUACCGAUUUGAGCACGGUGUGGAUUUGAACGCCGCACGGAUUGAACACGACUUGGAAUUGCACGGCACUUGGGUGCGGGGCACAAGCACACGUUUUACAUGCAUUCGUCGACUCCGUGUUGACUGCGCCGUGGCUCGGGAGGAACGCGUGCCGCUCGCUCGCCCGCCCGCGCGGAGAGGAGUGCAGCAGCAGACGCUGCUGCUUGUGGGGAUGGAUGGCGCUGCCGACGCUCGCUUGGUGUGGGAAGUGCCUUGUUUGUUUUUUUGCCGACGGCCCAAGCGGUCGCCCCGUCCGUUUACGGACGCGCGCCUUACCUUGUCGUUAGAGGAGUAUUGACGGGGAUUUUUUUAUUUUACACAUGCCGUGAUGGACUGAUGGGUUUUUAUAACGAACAAAACGACAACAAAAACGAUUGCGUAAACGUCAUCGUUGAGUGUAAAAUUAAAGUGUGGUGCAUUCCAUGGCAGUCGUUUGAUUCGACUGUGGUUAAGGACUACAAUAUUUUUUUGGGGGGGGAGGGGAGCGGGUUGGUUUCGUCUGUAACCCCCUCCCUCUUGUCCAUGCACUCGCGCGUCAAUGCGUUUUUUUAAGGAGGGUGGCAUCGCACUCCCAUGGAGAGGGGAAAAGGAUGUACAAAUUUAGACGGUGUAGAUUUUAACAGUGAGAAGGACUGAUUGACGUUGCUUUUUAACCACGUGUUACUGACUUUUCAGAGUUGUGAAGUUCGUUCGAGGGAGAUAUUUUAAACGGUACUUUAACCGCCAUGCUUUGGUUUAAAAUGUUUUAACAUUUUCACGGUUGUUCGAAUGAAUUGAAUAUCGGCUCGGGGCGGGUUGUAAGGUACAUGGCGAGGAUGAUUGGGGAGACGUGGUUUAUUUUGUAAGGCUCUGCUUCGCCACGCGUGUUUUUACGUGGCGUUUUAAACGUUUUUAACUGUUCAUUCUUUGCUUUAUGCAGUACCGAAGAUUCCCGUUUAGUCGUUCCACAUGGUACGAUGGGGGUAAGGGCUUGGACAAUGCAGUGUCGUUCUUUACACAUGUAUAUAUUCUUGUAAACAACCUGGCUGUAAAUAAAGAUUUUACUCUCCCUGUCGCAACACAAA
Lethenteron reissneri (Far Eastern brook lamprey) is the source of this 4768-nucleotide messenger RNA. RefSeq names its product plexin domain-containing protein 2-like. Lineage: Eukaryota; Metazoa; Chordata; Hyperoartia; Petromyzontiformes; Petromyzontidae. The record is from RefSeq and is a predicted model, not a curated record.